GGGCUGUGAUUGCGGCUAGCAGAUGUCAGUCCCGGAGCGAGCGCCGGUGGCGGGGCGCGCGGCCCGGCUGGCAGCCGCAGGUGGGGCUGCUCACGGCGAGGGACCUAACUCGGGAGCCCCGGAGCCCCGCAGCCCCGCGGACAGUAUCCAGGAUGCCCCGCGGGGACUCAGAGCAGGUGCGCUACUGCGCGCGCCUCUCCUACCUCUGGCUCAAGUUCUCGCUGGUCAUCUACUCCACGGUGUUCUGGCUGAUCGGGGGCCUGAUCCUGUCGGUGGGGAUCUACGCAGAAGUUGAGCGGCAGAAAUAUAAAACCCUCGAAAGUGCCUUUCUGGCCCCAGCCAUUAUCCUCAUCCUCCUGGGGGUCAUCAUGUUCAUCGUGUCCUUCAUCGGAGUGUUGGCUUCCCUCCGCGACAACCUGUGCCUUCUCCAAGCGUUUAUGUAUAUCCUUGGGAUUUGCCUCAUAAUUGAGCUCAUUGGUGGUGUGGUGGCCUUGAUCUUCCGGAACCAGACCAUCGACUUUCUGAAUGACAACAUUCGAAGAGGAAUCGAGAACUACUAUGACGAUCUGGACUUCAAAAACAUCAUGGACUUUGUUCAGAAGGAGUUUAAGUGCUGCGGCGGGGAAGACUACCGGGAUUGGAGCAAAAACCAGUACCACGCCUGCGACGCCCCCGGACCCCUGGCCUGCGGGGUGCCUUACACCUGCUGCGUCAGAAACACGACAGAAGUUGUCAACACCAUGUGCGGCUACAGAACUAUUGACAAGGAGCGCCUCAGCGUGCAGGAUGUCAUCUACGUGCGAGGCUGCACCAACGCCGUGAUCAUCUGGUUCAUGGACAACUACACCAUCAUGGCGGGCCUCCUGCUGGGCAUCCUGCUCCCCCAGUUCCUGGGGGUGCUGCUGACAGUCCUGUACAUCACCCGGGUAGAGGACAUCAUCAUGGAACACUCUGUCACCGACGGGCUCUUGGGACCUGGUGCCAAGGCCAGCGUGGAGGCGGCAGGCACAGGAUGCUGCAUGUGCUACCCCAACUAGCACCCCAGCCUGGGGCAGCAGCUCCCGCAGGACCGUGCCGCGACAGCACCACUCAGGCCACGCCGCAGUGGCCGGACAGGACCGUGGGUCCUCUCCGCAGACUUGGCACUGUCCAAAGCCCCGGCUGUGUUUUGCUCUGGUGGCCUGCUCGGACCUCCCACGGCCACUGCCUCUCUGGGGAGCGGAGCCCCUCCCCAGGCCCGGGAUCCCGUGCCUGCCCGCACUCUUAGGCGCGGACAAGAGCGUCCCUUCUCCAGGCCUGGGCCACCGGGCAAGGGGGUGCCCAGCGCCCAGCUCAGGGCCCGUGGCAUUUCUGGCAGUGCCUUGGCCUGUGGUGUUUAUGCCCAUUUGAAGGCGAUUUCGUAGCAAUUUGUACAGGAGGAGGGAGGAGAGCAUGGGUGCCUGGUGGUGGAGAGGGCGUGUGGCCCCCAGGCGCCCCCAGUCCCACGGCCACACCCCGGAGGCCAGGCUGGGCCCAUUUCUCAGCCUCCCAGGAACCUUGAGCCCUCCCUAAGGCUGCUGCUUUGCUGACCCUCUUUUUUACGUGAUUUUUGUAACAUUUUGUACACAGUUAACAGGAGUUUCUGACUAAUCAAAGCUGGGUGUGUCCCCACACACCCCACUUUUGCCCCUCCAAUCCAGUUUAUUAAUCAAACAAUAAAAAUUUGAUUUUU
This is a messenger RNA of Panthera uncia (snow leopard), 1711 nucleotides long. RefSeq names its product tetraspanin 15 (gene TSPAN15). Gene Ontology annotation, cellular component: membrane. The record is from RefSeq and is a predicted model, not a curated record. Lineage: Eukaryota; Metazoa; Chordata; Mammalia; Carnivora; Felidae. The coding region runs from base 153 to 1037 and encodes 294 amino acids. The transcript is spliced from 8 exons.